Gasterosteus aculeatus aculeatus (three-spined stickleback) is the source of this 4307-nucleotide messenger RNA. RefSeq names its product SMG8 nonsense mediated mRNA decay factor (gene smg8). The record is from RefSeq and is a predicted model, not a curated record. Gene Ontology annotation, biological process: nuclear-transcribed mRNA catabolic process, nonsense-mediated decay. Lineage: Eukaryota; Metazoa; Chordata; Actinopteri; Perciformes; Gasterosteidae.
CCAUUUAAAUUGUCACACAUAUAUUAUACAGUGUUUACUAUAUUUCAAUAAUAUCAUUGAAUACCUCUUGAAUUCAGGAUGUUUUAGGAAAUAAUCUUUCUACAUACCAAAAGGAAGUAUGCUUCUGGUUGCUUCAUUUCAGCGGGGAGAUAUAUAUAGUAACUGAUCAUGUGACCCGUCUCACAGGCUUUUAGCUGCAGGAUUGAAGGGCUUGAAUAACUGAUGGAGAGCACGAUGGUUUGAAACGUCUCAUAAGUCAAACGCAGAAGUGGAAUUUGGUAUUUUGAAGUUUCCCCAUUUGUCUGAUGACCCAUGUCUGGAAAAUAUUCUGAUGUCAGAGCCUGUUUCUUCCCCUUGAAGACAUAUUUGUCUAUUUCAGUCGUUGACACAUUUAAAGUUCCCCCCCGGUUUAAAAUGUAAAUGUAUUAACGUUUCACCUUCAAUGUGCAGAAUGAUGUUUGUGCUGCAAAACAGGAACAACCGACCAUUUAAUUGUGUGAGAAGAAGUUGUUGGACAGGAAUUUUGCUAUUCAAUAAACUUUAUUGAUGUAUAAAAACGUUAAGUCAAUGUUUCAUGUGUCAGUCACUAAAAUGUUUGGAUUUGCUACGUUUCUUGGUUUUAUAAUGUGAAUCCCUUUGUGGACGUAUUCAUGAUUGUUGUGUAAUUGAAGCUGUUCGUUGUCAUGCAGAAACUCUUUAACAUUCAUUAAAAAAAAUAAUUACCUACAAUUAUUACAAUAUAUUGAAACGAAGAUAUUUUAUGCAGUACUUUCAUUAUCCUGUACUAUUAAAAACCUUUCCUUAAUCCUGCACUUCCCUGGUUUUCAUCCUCUGUUCCACGACAACAGCGGAACAGAAAAAAACAAACCCGCUUCUACUCGGACCUCUUCGGCGCGCGGACCCGGAAAUGUGUGCGUCGUUGUUUUCAUUCCCCGAUCCCACCGCCGGAUCUCCAACAAUGAAGGACUCGAACGCGGCUCUCCCGGUGAGCAUGGGCACCCUGCUGCGGGCGGACCUCCCGGAGGACGCCGCGCACCGGGACGACGGGCUGUGCGUCGUGGGCGUGUUGGGCAAAAGCGGCGCGCGGCCCGGCCCGCAGAAGGAGACCCUCCUCAACGACCUGGCGGACAAACACGUCUUCUCCCUGUUCGGCGGCCCGCGCGACGGCGGCACGCCGGACAGCCACAUCCGGGCCUUCCACCUGCGGGAGAGCCGCGUGCUGUACCUGUUGCUCUCCUCCGUGGGCGACGGCCGCCAGCUGCUGCGCGCCUGCGAGUCCCUGAGCGCCGGCACGGGCCACUCGGACGCGCACGACGUGUGGACGCGCCUGGACCGGCAGCACUGCCUCCACCUGCUCUACGUGUUCUCCGUGUGCCACGUGCUGCUGCUGGUGCACCCCAACCAGACGUUCGACGUGACGCACGACCGGCUCUUCCGCGCCCUGGACGCGCUGCGGCAGAAGGUGCUGCCGCUGAUGCGCGCGGCCGUCAAGGACUGCGCGGUGUCCAAAGAGUGGAAGCUCAACUGCCGGCCCUGCCCCCCCCGGCUGCUCUUCGUCUUCCAGAUGAGCGGCUCCCUGAAGGUCUCCGCCCACGGCUCCGAGUCCGGAGGGAACCCCGACAAGCCCAAGAAGCACUCUCCCCGUCGCCGGCUGCAGCACGCGCUGGAGGACCAGAUCUACCGCAUCUUCCGAAAAAGCCGGGUGUUGACCAACCAGAGCAGCAACUGCCUGUUCACCGUGCCGGCCAACCAGGCCUUCGUGUACGUGAUCCCGGCGGACGACGAGGACCCGGUGGGCGCCCUGCUGGGCCAGCUGCGCUCCGUCUGCACCCUGUGCGAGCCGGACCCCGGCCCCGUGGUGUCGGGCCCGAGGCGCUACCAGCAGGCGCGGCGGUCGACCCGGCUGCCCGGCGGUGGCGUCGGGGCGGUCGGAGAGCCGGCCGGCGUGUUGAUGGGCGGCGGCGGCGGCGGCCAGCUGGUGGACUGCAGCUUGAGGGAGUUCCUCUGGCAGCACGUGGAGCUGGUGCUCACCAAGAAAGGCUUCGACGACAGCGUCGGCCGCAACCCGCAGCCGUCCCACUUUGAGCUGCCGACCUACUCCAAGUGGGUCCAGGUGGCCUCCAGGCUGCACCAGGUCCUGGUGGGCGACCCGGACGAGGACGUGGCGGACCUGGCCCUGAAGGUGCAGGGCCAGCUGAAGGUGCUGGAGGGGUUCUUGGACGCCGACACAAAGUUCUCCGAGAACCGUUGCCAGAAGGCCCUGCCGCUGGCCCACAGCGCCUACCAGUCCAACCUGCCCCACAACUACACCACCACGGUGCACAAGAACCAGCUGGCGCAGGCCCUGCGGGUGUACAGCCAGCACGCCCGCGGCGUGGCCUUCCAGCGCUACGCCCUGCAGCUCCACGAGGACUGCUACAAGUUCUGGAGCAACGGCCACCAGCUGUGCGAGGAGCGCAGCCUGACCGACCAGCACUGCGUCCACAAGUUCCACCUGCUGCCUCAGCCGGGGGAGAAGACGGACGUGGACCGCAACCCGCCCGUCCUCAACCACAACAGCAGGGGGCGCUCCACCAGCGCCUGCAACUGUGGCCGCAAACAGGCGCCCCGCGAGGAUCCGUUUGACGUCCAGGCGGCAAAUUAUGACUUUUACCAGCUGCUGGAGGAGAAAUGCUGCGGGAAGCUGGAGAGGAUCGACUUUCCCGUCUUCCAGCCCAGCACCCCCGACCCGGCGCCGGCCUGCCCCCCGGCUCCGCGACCCCCGAGCGAGGCCUCGGCGUCCAGCGAGCCGCAGCAGGCGAAGGAGCCCAGCGCCGCGCAGAGCCACACGCCCGCCGACACCAGCCUGAGCCUGGACCUCAGCCUGGGCCAGUCCAGCGACAGCCUGGGGCCCUACGGGGACGCGGAAAGGGCCGAGGUCCAACCCAAGAGGCCGAGCCUGGUGGACCGCCAGCCCUCCACCGUGGAGUACCUCCCGGGCAUGAUGCACUCCGGCUGCCCCAAGGGCCUCCUCCCCAAGUUCUCCAGCUGGUCGCUGGUCAAACUGGGCCCGGCCAAGUCCUACAACUGCCACACCGGGCUGGAGCAGCCGGGCUUCCUGCCCGGCUCCUCCUUCCUGCUGCCGUGGGACCUGGUGAUCCGCUCCCGCUCGGAGGAGGACGCGGGGCUGACGGAGCCCCUGGACGGCGGCGCCUCCUCGUGGCCGGCGCCCAACAAGACGCUGGUGGGGAAGCGGGGGAGCACCGGGGGGCUGGGCCGCAGCCGGCGGCGGGACGACGUGGCUCGCGUCUUCGUGGGGUUCGAGUACGAGGACGCCAGGGGGAGGCGCUUCGUCAGCUGCGGGCCGGAUAAGAUCGUGAAGGUGCUGGGGCCCGGGGGCGCCAAGGACCCCGCCACCCGCGUGUUGAACACCGACAUGCCGCUGUACAUCCCGUCUCCUUCGCAGGGCCGCGGGCUGAAGUCUCACUUCGCGCAGCUGACCCGCCUCUUCGUCGUGGUGCCGGACGCUCCGCUGGAGGUCACCCUCAACCCACAGGUGCAGCCCGGCCCCCCUCCCUGCCCGCUGUUCCACCCGGAGCAGACGGAUCUGGUUCUGCCGCCCGACGGAUUUUGGGUUCUCCGGUUCCCGUAUUCCUACGCGACGGACCGCGGCCCGUGUCUCCCUCCCAAAGAGAACCAGCCCCUCAACAACUACAAGGUGCUGCGAGCCAUGCUGAGGGCCGCGACCGCCAACCCCCCCCCGCCGUGAGCUCCGGCCGCCGCCGCGGUUUCAUUAUUUGACACGGAGGUUUUUGAUGGACAGUCAGUGAAAAGCCUCAUCGGACCGGAUUUUCUUUUUUUUCUUUUUUGAAUCUUUUGGUCUGUAUUCGUUUCUAAAACAAACUGCAAAAUAUGCGUUUUUCAGAUUGAAGCAGCUUGUUGUUAACGUACUUUAGCAGAUCAGCGUCAAACUAAUGUUCUGCACCACGUAAAGACAUUUAAUAAUCAAUAACAUCGAUCAAGUUGCAUGCAGGUAUAAACACACAAUGGUUCUGUUAGUGUGGACCAACAAAACCCGAAUGAAUAUGAGGUUACAAGGUACCACCAUCGUACAUUAAUAACUUUUAUUUAUAUUACAUCUGCAUCUCAUUUUAGUGCACUGUAAAUAUAAAGAAAUGUUUGCUGCUCAUGAAUUUGAGGUAGGGGAACUUCCCGUAAAGGGUAUUGUGUAUAUUAUGGUAUCACAAUAAUACACAGAUAGUACUACUCACAUCCACUGUGAGCGUUACAUGCUGACGUCUUUCUGUAAAUAAAAACACGUUUUGUCA